Messenger RNA from [Torrubiella] hemipterigena, 567 nucleotides. NCBI's taxonomy places the organism in Eukaryota, Fungi, Ascomycota, Sordariomycetes, Hypocreales, Clavicipitaceae. The record is from the annotation of a GenBank genome assembly.
AUGGUCGGCUCUAUCGUCCGCCACCUCUUCUCCCCCGCAACUCGUCGCUCCCUCACAACCGCCGCCGCCGCCGCCCCCCUCAUGCGCCCUCGCCUGCCGUCGUCGACGCCGUCGCCAUCUCUCAUCCUCUCCUCGCUUGCUUCGCGCUCCUUUUCCACAACGACACCCCGACCCGCGACGAUAAACCAGGUCCUCAAGGGCUGCCGAAAGGGCAAGCGCGCGCGCCACGCCGUCUCCCCGGCCCUCUCCAACAACAGAUGUCCCGCGCUCAAGGGCGUCUGUCUGCGUGUUGGUGUCGUCAAGCCCAAGAAGCCCAACUCGGGUGAGCGCAAGACGGCCCGUGUCAAGCUGUCCAAUGGCUCGGUCAUUACGGCGUAUAUCCCCGGCGAGGGCCACAACAUCCAGCAGCAUAGUGUAGUCCUUGUGCGUGGUGGCCGCGCGCAGGAUUGCCCUGGUGUCAGAUAUCACUUGGUCAGAGGAGCCAUGGACUUGGGCGGUGUUGCCAACAGAGUGUCGUCUCGAAGCAAGUACGGAACCAAGAAGCCCAAGAAGGCCACUGUUGGUUAG